Medicago truncatula (barrel medic) is the source of this 1370-nucleotide messenger RNA. RefSeq lists its product as uncharacterized. The record is from RefSeq and is a predicted model, not a curated record. The transcript is spliced from 13 exons. Bases 69 to 1055 code for a protein of 328 amino acids. Lineage: Eukaryota; Viridiplantae; Streptophyta; Magnoliopsida; Fabales; Fabaceae.
GAAAAAGAACAAAAAAGAUUAGAAUAUACAGAAAAAAUUUGGUGCAGUUGUUGCAGUGUUCCCGCAAGAUGAAGACUAUGGUGACGCCAUUGACAAGAGUCUCCACAUUUUUUCGCCCAAUUCCCUAUAAUGCCCUUCCCUUCUCCCCCAAACCACGCUUCUCUUUCUUACCAAACUCCUUCACCUUCACCUCUCUCACUCCUUCUCUUUCAAUGGCUUCUUCUUCCCAAUCCACUGCUCAGGUUGUUUCCUCUGGUGAUGUCAACAAUAAAAAAGAUGAUGUCUUUCAAUUAAUUCAAGCUCAUCAGGAAAAAGCUGCAAGACUUCCACCAGUCGAAGAAAUUCGAACUGUCCUUGAUCGUAGUCUACGUGGGACGCUCUCCACAUUCUCGAAGAAGUAUGACGGUUAUCCAUCAGGAUCUAUGGUUGACUUUGCAUGUGAUGCAAAUGGAUGUCCUAUAUUAGCAGUGAGCGACUUGGCAGUUCAUUCAAAGGACUUAGCGGCUAAUCCUAAAUGUUCAGUGCUUUUGGCUAGAGAUCCUGAAGAUAGGACUGAUUUGGUGAUCACUUUACACGGUGACGCUAUCUUUGUACCUGAAAAGGAUAAAGAGGCCAUACGAGCUGCAUAUUUGGCGAGACAUCCCAAUGCGUUUUGGGUUGACUUUGGAGACUUCCGAUUUGUACGCAUUGAACCAAAAGUUGUACGAUUUGUGUCAGGUGUUGCCACAGCUUUGUUGGGAUCAGGAGAGUUUACUGGAGAUGAGUACAAAUCAGCAAAAGUUGACCCCAUUGCUCAGUUUUCCAAGCCAGUAGCGUCGCACAUGAACAAAGAUCACGGUGAAGAUACUAAAGCGAUUGUGCAGCACUGGACCUCAGUUCCGGUGGACUUUGCUGACAUAAUAGAUUUGGAUCGUCUAGGUUUCAAUAUUAAGGCUGGUUAUAAGGGAGAUAAAUUCAAGCUCCGUGUGCCUUUCCCUCGACCUGCAGAAGAUAGAAAGGAUGUUAAGACUCUCAUUGUUGAGAUGCUCCAAGCUGCUAAGCCUCAAGUUAAUUGAUUCCUCUACAGAUCAAAGGUGGACAUGAGAUUCCUUUCCGUCAUCCACCUUCUGAGGAGGACAAUUUGUGUGCCUUGAGAAGUAGGCAAGUAAAUAUAGUGAUAUUUUCAAUACAUACGAUGACAACUCAAAUAGCGAUUUCCGUGGGUAACACUCAUAAAUGUAGACAUUGAAAUGGUGUAAGAUUAAUUGUCUCUCGAAGACUCGUGCCCUUUGUACAGAAUGAUCAUAAGAUCUUCCCCAUGUUUACUUUGUUGAAUUGAGACAAUUUACGAAUAAUCCUUUAAGAAACGACAACAGUUUUUCGCUUGUCCA